UAGCACGCACCACUCGCUGGGGGGACGUCGAACGGUAUUUGAGAUAUCGUAAUUGAUUCGAGAAAGAGUCAGUAGCUUGCUACAAUGGCGGAUGAAGGGAAGCUGUUUAUUGGUGGACUCAACUUCGACACUGAUGAGGAAUCUCUGGAGCGCGCCUUCUCAAAGUAUGGCGUCAUUUCAAACGUCCACAUCGCCAGAAAUAGAGAAACAAAGAAGUCGAGGGGUUUCGGCUUUGUUACGUUUGAAAACCCGGAUGAUGCAAAGGAUGCAAUGGAUGGAAUGAACGGGAAGUCGGUUGAUGGCAGAACAAUUCGUGUGGAUGAGGCGGGAAAAUCCAGCGGUGGCGGCGGCAGCGGCGGUGGCGGCGGCGGAGGAAGGGGUGGUUACCGAGGAGGUGGAGGUGGAGGUAGACCUGGGGGCAGAGGUGGUGGUGGAUUCUUUCGGGACAGCAGAGGAAGAGGUGGGCCACGGGGUGGUGGUGGUGGUUAUGGAGGUGGAGACAGAAGUUACGGUGGAGGCUCCCGUGGCUAUGGAGGAGGAGAAAGGAGUUAUGGUGGAGGUGGCUACAGAAGCAGUGGUGGAGGUGGCAGCAGUGGCUAUUCUUCUGGAGGAGGUGGAGGCUUCAACAGAGAUAACAGGGGGUCUGGCUAUGGCGAUCGUAGUGGUUCGUACAGGGACAGCUAUGACAGCUAUGACUGGUGAAAACUGCAAGCGCGAAGUGGCCAGCACUGCACAACACCACAAUCUGCCUCAGUCUGCUCGAGGUAUCUCUACUCUGCUCAACGUCUGCAUUUUUAAAAAUACUGUUCCAAUGCACCAAAUCUCAAAUUACCAUCAACGUGAAGAGGAAAAAAUAUUGAUACGCCAUUUUGGGUGCUCUCUGUUCUUUGUAUCAUAAACAAUGACCUUUUUUUGUUUUGUUUUUUCAUUUUUUGGCUCCUUGAAACCUAUUAAACAGACAAAUUGUUGAAAA
Messenger RNA from Chanos chanos (milkfish), 973 nucleotides. It is a transcript of the gene cirbpa, whose product is annotated as cold inducible RNA binding protein a. The record is from RefSeq and is a predicted model, not a curated record. Gene Ontology annotation, molecular function: RNA binding. The coding region runs from base 85 to 702 and encodes 205 amino acids. The transcript has 7 exons. NCBI's taxonomy places the organism in Eukaryota, Metazoa, Chordata, Actinopteri, Gonorynchiformes, Chanidae.